Messenger RNA from Melopsittacus undulatus (budgerigar), 4165 nucleotides. RefSeq names its product calcineurin like phosphoesterase domain containing 1 (gene CPPED1). The coding region runs from base 241 to 1050 and encodes 269 amino acids. Gene Ontology annotation, molecular function: hydrolase activity. The record is from RefSeq and is a predicted model, not a curated record. Lineage: Eukaryota; Metazoa; Chordata; Aves; Psittaciformes; Psittaculidae. The transcript has 5 exons.
GGACGUGUUUGUGAGAGCCCGGGGCAGGACCUUGACCGCCUUCCACCAAGCCUCUGUGUAAGAAAGUCUCUCCCCAGUUCUUCACAACCAGGCCAAAUGGCAAGUUUCACUUCUUCAGUGUUGUGAAAGAUCGGAUUGAAUCUGGAGAGCAGCACAGAUCUCAGUACAGAUUCAGAUGAUGAGUACCAAUGGAAAGGGCCCUUCUACUUUAUCCAAGGAGCAGAUCCUCAGUUUGGGCUGAUGAAAGCUUGGGCAGUUGGAGACACUAACAAUGGAGAUGACGAAUGGGGAGAAGAAAUCAAAUUAGCAGAGCAAGCAGUGCAGGCCAUUAACAAGCUAAAUCCUAAACCCAGGUUCUUUGUGUUGUGUGGAGACCUUAUCCAUGGAAUGCCAGGAACUCAAUGGAGAAAAGACCAAGAGCAAGAUUUAAAGAAUGUUCUGAAGGACACCCACCAGGACAUACCCCUGGUAUUUGUCAGUGGAAAUCAUGAUAUUGGCAAUACCCCAACAAGAGAAACAAUAGAACAUUACUGCAGUAACUGGGGAGAUGACUACUUCAGCUUUUGGGUUGGAGGUGUUUUCUUUCUUGUGUUGAAUUCUCAGCUGUACUUUGAUUCUUCCAAGUGCCCUGAGUUGAAGCAAGCCCAGGAUAUGUGGCUCAGUGAGCAACUGGCUAUCGCUGAACAGCAGAAAUGCAAGCAUAUAAUAGUGUUCCAGCACAUCCCUCUGUUUCUGAGAAAACCUGAUGAAGACCAUGAUUAUUUCAACUUGGAAAAAUCAGUUCGUCAGGAGCUAAUGGAAAAGUUUCAUAAAGCAGGCGUUAAAGCUGUAUUUUCUGGACAUUACCACAGGAAUGCUGGAGGGUCCUACAAAGGACUGGAAAUGGUGGUUUCAUCAGCAAUAGGAUGUCAACUGGGAGAAGAUACUCAUGGGCUUCGAGUGGUGGUUGUCACAGAUGAGAAAAUUGUUCACCGCUACUACAGUUUAGAUGAACUGAGCAGUCAAGGCAUAGAGCAAGAGCUGCUGGCUAUGCUUGCUGAGCACCAUUAGGCUGUGUCCAACUAUGUGGGGGUUUUUCCAUGUUAUACAAAUAGAAACUGUUUCAGAAAGUUUCUCCAAGCUGAAAAGAGACAUUUCUGGCUGUGCACCAGAAAGGUUCUCCAUUUAUUAUCCUCCUCAAUAGAAAGGUUUCUCUUUCUGAAAAUGAGACCUGUGAGGAAUAGGAAAGAAUAGCAGAACUGGUGCAGUAAUGUAUCAUUGAAAAGAACAGUUCUCAAAACUUUGCUCUUAGAUAAGACUUUCUUGUCAGAGAGAAGGUGUACCAGAGAGUGACAGCUGUAGCUUCUAGAUAACCCUUUAACUCAAGUGUUUCUUAGUUUUAAAAUCAAUAAAUGUAUUCAUUUCUGUUAUGCUCUGGACAAUAUAAAUGGGGGCUUUUUUUUUUACUCUGUCAAAACAAAUCUCAACCACCAGACUUUUAGCAACCUUCAUACCAGUUCUUGUUGCCUAGACAUUGUAUUUUCUCCUAUUUCCUAUAGGUUAUUUCUUAGCUACUGAGAGCCAGCAGCAACAGGAAAGCAGACAUGUUCUGUUUUGCAGUCACAGCUUGGGUUUCCAUUAUAUCCUGGUUUUACAUAAUGGAAAGGUUAUAAAUGAAGCUAACGGAGAUGCCAUUGACAGAAACUAAACAUGGAACAACUAUUUUUCUUUUGAAAUAUAACUAUCAAUCAAAUAGCUACACUGUUCUUGCUAUAGUUCCCAAGUUGGCAUAGUUGGAAUGUUCUGUACUGAAUACUGUUAUCAGAAGUUACUUUGUUGAUUCACAGACAGGGGGAGAGCUCUCCAAAUGCAAUUUUAAGAGUGCCUUGCUGAAAUAUUAUACAAUAUUAAAUGUUGAAAACCCCAAACCUAUAUUUUCUUCACUGGAAUGAGUCUUUAAAAAUAAGUUAUAUAAAAGAAGUUUAUGUGCUACAAUCUGCCUGUAUUUUUAGCAAGUGUAUCUGAUUUGCUUACUGUUAAAUUGAAAAAAAGAAAAAAUAUCUUCAUGUAAUUAAAACAUUAUAACCUGUUUUUUUUUAAGUAUUUAGUGGAACAUGUUAUAAUCCAUACCACAGGUUAUCUAGACAUAGAGAUUGCACAGCUUUAGCACCUGAAGAAGGAAAACCAGAAGCAAUACUGACUGAAAAAGUAAUGCAUUAUGUUUGGUUUACGUAUACUCACAUAAAACAUGUUCACUAGCGAACACUACAAAUACUUAAAUAUGGGAAGAGAGUGUUCUCUUGUGCUGUGCUGAAGGGUCAGCUUUAUUACAUUUUCAACACACCAGUUUAUCUAGGAGGCUUCUUCAGUCUUGGUCUGUGGUACUCAUGAGAUUCUACAAUGAUCGCUGUAACAUUUCUUUGCCCCAGUGAACCAGCUGUGCCUGGAGAUGAAUGACUCACAGCCCAUUCCAGUGACCUACGCACAGGUAAUGUUUGCUUUAGAAAGAAAAGGAUUUUGCUCUUAUUCUCCACCUGGUUUUGCUUAGUUGAAUAUUUUCAGAGUCUCAUUUUCAAGGGAACACCUGGGGAACAUGAAGUAAAAUCUAAGACUUCACAACUUUGAAACAGACAGGGACCCAAGCGCCUAAGAACAGUUUCAUCGGAAGUUACGCACCCAUUAGUAGAACUGCUGGAUUUAAAAAUCUCUGUACCUAGAUACGUUUUAAGCCACUGACUAUUACUAAAAUUUGGUCUCACAUAGCUGGGAGGUGUUUAGUAAUCACAGCUAAGUAACAGUGCCAAGACUAAGGGGAUGCUAGUGGAAAGGGAAGAACAGUCUAUUACUUAAAUCUUUUCAAGUCACUUCACAUUGUAUGGCUGAAGAAGUUCAGCAGGAGGGUAAUCUGAACAUGGGAUAUUCUCUGUUCUGGCAUAAUGUGGUAAAGCUGAAUGGAGGAAAAGUUUAAAGAGGGUCUUCUAUGUUGGAGAUAUUCAAGGCCCGCCUGGACAAGUUCCUGUGUGAUGUACUCUAGGUUACCCUGCUCUUGCUGGGGGUUGGACUAGAUGAUCUUUCAAGGUCCCUUCCAACCCUUGGGAUUCUGUGAUUCUGUGAUUCUUUUUUAUUUUUAAUAUACCUGUUUAUUACUGGAUAUAAUUUUAAUGUCUAUAUAUAUGGAGCUUGGGAGACGGAAGCAUAAAUUCAGGAGAAAGCCUUUCCACCAAUCUGAACAUGCUAGUAGUAGUGAUGUAUAGGGUUCUAAAAUUUAUUUUUCAAAGUUAUGGUGUACUAAUACACAAAAGAAGUACAGUUUUAAUUCUUAUUUGUAAUAUUUUUCCUGUUUUUCUAGUGUCAGUUCACUAUAAGAAGGUCUGUGAGAUUUUGUCAUGAAAAUACCGCUUAAGUACAAAGCUAAAGUUCAAUUAAAAAAAUAAAGGUUUAUUUAUAUCCCCAAAAUGUUCCUUUAUUUUAGUGAUUUCUAAGAAUAUCUUGUUAUGUUCAUCCAUAAACAUAUUACCAGAUUUGUCUUCAGUUUGAAGUUUUAUAAGACAGUCAAGUUGGGCUGCUGUUGUUUAUUUAAUGCUGCUUUGGAGGAUUUUGGGAGCUAACAACAGUGCUGUGUUGUUACAUAGUCUCUUGCUUAGGUUCCUCUCCUGCCUGUUGUGAGGACAGGUAAUCAAUAAACAGCAUAUUGUCUACUGUACUUGAUGGUGAAGUAGAUAAAUACUGUAAGAAAAAUAUUCUUGAAGACGUGAUGACAACGUAAACUUCACAGGACGAAGAAAAAUAUUCUCUGAGUUUUAUAUCUGAAACAUGCAGACAUUUAUUUUGGUUCUCACCUUGCAAGGUUUUAAAAGGAGGAAGAUUAAAACACCAGAGAUGUGCAGGUUGUGUGUAAUCAUUACUUUACUUUGUAGCCUGGCUUCCAUUCUGAUGAACAUAAAGUUGGCUUAAUAGAGGGAAUGGCCUCUCUAGUCCCUCUGUAUUGAGCCCAUGCCUCAUUCCGGUGAAUUAAGAAUUCCCUGCACUAGUCUGAAAUAGGAAAGAGAAUCCCGCAUUUCAUUAGUUGUUCAUUUUGCCAUUGCCUUGGUUUGACAAAUGUGUAAGUUAGCACACAUUAAAACUUCUUGGCAUCCUAAAAUCUAUGAGAAUGGGGAAAUCAAUAAAAUCUGUUUCUCUUGCAGUG